CAAUGACUAGAACAUUAUAAAAGCCAACCUUUUCUUUCGCUGGGUGCUCACAGUUCACCACUGCAGCCUCAGGAUGUUAAAGUUUGUGUUGCUGUUCCUGACCCUGUCAGGUCUCCAAGCUCUUCCAAUCGCAGCUCCUGGACAGCGAAUGUCUUUGCCUGACCGUCACCCAGAUGGCUUUAAACGGAGCGUUGAACACGCCGGCGUCCGUGAAAGUGUUCCUGCUGGAUUCAGACAAGGAACGGAGCCGUCCAGGAAGUUCCUUGUUGACCUGAACACUGGACUUGUUAAGGAACACAUCAGUGAGAUGGAAAGGAGAGUUGUCCCUGUCGACGUUCCAGCCCAGAGAAGAGGAGCAGGCUGGGUUCGAGUGGAGAAACCCUCAACUGUUGAAGUUCCUGAAACUCUUAGACAAGAAACUAAGUCCAGAAUGUCCAUCCCAGUUGGUUUUAGACAGGGAACCGAGCCAAAGAUGUCCAUCCCAGUUGGUUUCAGACAGGGAACCGAGCCAAAGAUGUCCAUCCCAGUUGCCUUCAGACAGGGAACCGAGCCAAAGAUGUCCAUCCCAGUUGCCUUCAGACAGGGAACCGAGCCAAAGAUGUCCAUCCCAGUUGCCUUCAGACAGGGAACCGAGCCAAAGAUGUCCAUCCCAGUUGACUUCAGACAGGGAACCGAACCAGAAAUGUCCCACCUAAUUGAGCUCAGAAAGGAAGCUCAGCAAAAUAUGCAGGUUCCAGUUGCUUUCAGACUGGAAACUGGACCAAAAUGGUCACUGCCAAUUGGUUUUAGACAGGGAACUGAACCAAAGAUGUCCAUCCCAGUUGGUUUUAGACAGGGAACCGAGCCAAAGAUGUCCAUCCCAGUUGCCUUCAGACAGGGAACUGAACCAAAGAUGUCCAUCCCAGUUGCCUUUAGACAGGGAACUGAAUCAAAGAUGUCCAUCCCAAUUGCCCUUAGGCAGGGAACUGAAUCAAAGAUGUCCAUCCCAGUUGCCUUCAGACAGGGAACUGAACCAAAGAUGUCCAUCCCAGUUGCCUUCAGACAAGGAACCGAGCCAGAAAUGUCCAUCCCAGUUGCCUUCAGACAGGGAACCGAGCCAAAGAUGUCCAUCCCAGUUGCCUUCAGACAGGGAACCGAGCCAAAGAUGUCCGUCCCAGUUGCCUUCAGACAAGGAACUGAGCCAAAGAUGUCCAUCCCAGUUGCCUUUAGACAGGGAACCGAGCCAAAGAUGUCCAUCCCAACUGACUUCAGACAGGGAACUGAGCCAGAAAUGUCCCACCUAAUUGAGCUCAGAAAGGAAGCUCAGCAAAAUAUGCAGCUUCCAGUUGCUUUCAGACAGGCAACUAGAGUCCAUACCCACAAAAUGGCCUGUAACGGGGAGAUCAUCAGUGGAAAAUGUUACAAGUUCAACCCCAAUUCGCUGUCCUACAAAGAUGCCCAGGCCUUUUGCAGAAAUCUGGCUCCCGAUGCUGAGCUUGCCUCUAUAACAAACAGAGACCUCCAUUCCCGACUGGUUUCCCUGGUGACCAAAGGAGGCGAGAACGACCCUGUGUUGACCUGGUUGGGAGGCAUAGUCAAGAACCAGCAGGCCUCGUGGGUCGACGGGUCAAAAUGGAGCUACAGCGACUGGAUGCCGGGACACCCCAACAUUCACACUGACAAACCCGCCUGUGUGGAGAUGUUCAAGAUCGAUGAGAGCUGGUGGAGCGUGGCGGAUUGUGAACUGAAGAGGGCGUCCCUCUGCUCGUACCCAGUCACUGCGUAAAAAAAUCAAAGAAACAGGAAGUGAUGUCAGAUGUCUCUCCUACAGCGAAAGAGUAUCUCCAAAUCUGCUGUACUCCUCAGAUUGAGCUACUUACCGCAUCAUGAUUGAAUCUCCUUAAAUAAAACCAAGCAUGACACAAAUAAA
This is a messenger RNA of Xiphophorus hellerii (green swordtail), 1909 nucleotides long. RefSeq names its product signaling mucin HKR1-like. The record is from RefSeq and is a predicted model, not a curated record. The coding region runs from base 74 to 1765 and encodes 563 amino acids. The transcript has 8 exons. NCBI's taxonomy places the organism in Eukaryota, Metazoa, Chordata, Actinopteri, Cyprinodontiformes, Poeciliidae.